AUGACGAGCAAUAACACACAUUACUACGACGACAGCCAGCCACCACAGUACUACCAGGGCACUGACAACUUCGAGGGGGACGAGGAAGACGAGAUGCCGGCUACGGAGAAGGAUCUUGCCGAGGAUGCACCAUGGAAGAAAAUCCAGCAGAACACCUUUACAAGGUGGUGCAACGAGCACCUCAAGUGCGUCAACAAGACCGUGACAGACCUCCAGAAGGAUUUUGGCGACGGUUUAAAGCUCAUUGGGCUCCUGGAAGUUCUGAGCCAGAAAAAGAUGUACAAAAAGCACCACACCAGACCCAACUUCCGACAGAUGAAACUGGAAAAUGUGUCCGUCGCUCUGGAAUUUUUGGACAGGGAACACAUCAAGUUGGUGUCUAUUGGUAAGUGAUAAGUGAGCGUUUGGGCUGGAAUGUUUUUAAUUAAUCUUUGAGAGAGAGAGAGAGGGGAAAGGGGAGGAUGAAAGUCCAGUGCAUCAUCUGGAGAGGCCAGACAGUACAGAGCAGCACAUUAUUUUGACAAAAUGUUACAAAAUUAUAGCUUUUUAAAAACGUUUUACUCGUACAUGAAUCCGUUAAUUAUUAAUUAAUGAAUACAUUGUAAAUUAGUUAUUGACUGUCAGUGUCAUUUCUUUGCGCUUGCCUUAUGAUGAUAUCAUAUGUUGGGUGACGCAUACACAUAACCCUCUGUGAUGAAUACACAUAACCCUAUGUGAUGAAUACACAUAACCCUCUGUGAUGAAUACACAUAACCCUCUGUGAUGAAUACACAUAACCCUCUGUGAUGACUACACAUAACCCUCUGUGAUGAAUACACAUAACCCUCUGUGAUGAAUACACAUAACCCUCUGUGAUGACUACACAUAACCCUCUGUGAUGACUACACAUAACCCUCUGUGAUGAAUACACAUAACCCUCUGUGAUGACUACACAUAACCCUCUGUGAUGACUACACAUAACCCUCUGUGAUGACUACACAUAACCCUCUGUGAUGAAUACACAUAACCCUCUGUGAUGACUACACAUAACCCUCUGUGAUGAAUACACAUAACCCUCUGUGAUGAAUACACAUAACCCUCUGUGAUGACUACACAUAACCCUCUGUGAUGAAUACACAUAACCCUCUGUGAUGACUACACAUAACCCUGAGUCUAAACAUCCAGCUACAGUAUUAUGACACCUCUGUAAACCCAGCUUGGCAGGUGCUCUAUUGUCUGAUGCACGGCUUUCUCAAAGUGGGCAUGGGUCAGCCGUCUCUCUGGAAACUCUCACAGCAGAGGUGCCAUGUCACGGCAAAGGCAAGCCGUCCACCCUGGACUCUCAUGUCAAUCUGCAGUGUUUUACUCAAACUAUUGCAGUGGCACUGUCAGGCUUGGCUCUGCGAUCUGCUGGGUGGAAAUUCACUAGGACUGUGUUAAUGAGAAAGACACACACGCACACACACACACACACACACGCACAUCACACCCAUCUCACUCCACAAACACUCCACACCUCAUAAUCACACCAGUUAAAGGUCAGAAGGGUCAUGCCAGGACUUAGUCAGAGGGAGAGGUAAGGGGGUUUAUGCCGACAGCCACUAACUCCUCACCCAUUAGUCCCCGGUCCCAGACAUGUUAGGACUGUAAGACAAUUCUUAUGGUCAUUGUCAUGUCAUUGUGACUGUCUGGCUAGCCUGGUCCCAGAUUUCCUACGGCCGUUUAUUUGGCUACAUAGCCCAUACAGACAAGCUUAACAGUAGGUGCACGGUUAUCCUCUGGGAUCCCUCUGUUAGUGUGUGGAGGUGAGGGUUAGGCUGGCUGAGGGCAUGUGUCCUGGUUUGGGAUAAGAGUGAUACGCAUGGUGCUAUUGUCUCCACAGAGGUAGCUAAGCCCUGGGAGGAGUAAUUUAGUUAUAGAUAGCUGGACCCUGACCCCUGGACAUUGGACUCCCUUCCUUCAGGGAUUUAGAUGGAGAGAGGUAGAUUUAGCAUAGCAGAGUCUGUAGGUCUAUGUGUGUGUGUGAGGUAGGAGGGGACUGGACAUGCUGUAGGGACAUAUUGACAUGUUGUCACAGUCAUAGAAGUACAUCUAAGUAGAUCUGGAUAGACCCAUGACUUUGGUGAUUGUUGCUACGGUGUCUAAGAACAGUAGAAACUCCUGAAGCACCGUUUAUUUCAUUUCUCUGAAAGUUUCUAAUUUGUCUAGUUUAUGUACAGUAUGUUUGUUCAGUGUGUUUACUUAACCAUCUCAUCAUUAAGGGUUUGGACUAGAGAAGAGAAACCUAGCUAGUGUUUUCCAGCCUCAUAUUUCACUAAAAAAGAAGGGUUAUUAAACACCUGACUGUGUGUCCCUCUGCCGUGCUGACUGAUUACUCUCCCCACACGGCCUGGUGAAAUUCCCGGUGUGAGCGCCGCUUUGAGCAGGGGGUUGUGAAGGGCACAGCGUGCGUGUGUCAUGUGUGAACUCUCUUCAGCUAUCGACCUCACGCCUAAGGAAUGUCCCAAGGUUCCGCAGUGUAGUGUCCGUAAAGAGGUUAGGGGUCAUACACCCAAUGCCCAAGGUCCGUGUGUGGGUUGGGGAGUGACAGGCGGAGAAGGUAUCCCCGCGACCUUGUCAGCUUUGACAGAAACAAGGACAUGAUAAUGGUGGCGCUGUCAUUCCUCUCCUGACGCCUGCUGCCUGUCGAGUCUCAGACACAGCAACACCAAGCUCUGGGUGAACAGUGAACAACACAACACACAGUGAACACAAAUCUAACUAAAUUAAUUUAUACUGAGGAACGAGGAUACUAAAAACCACCUGUCUCACUGGCACACACUGUUUGUCAGAUGACCGCUUGACCACAUGGCCCACAGCUGUCCACAAAGCCUGAGAUGGCAUUAUUAUUAAAACCACAUCAAGCCAUGCAGCAGCCCCCCCCCCCCCCCCCCCAGCCAAACCACACCACGCCACACCACCUGCCCAUGCCAGUCAGUCUAAUGGUCAAACAGUCAUCAAGCAGCACUGUAGUGUCCAGCACCAGAGGUCGCUGAACCAGAGUAGAAUAUAUAGAUUCUAGACUCAGAGAUAGACAGCUCACAUGACCAGCCUCUCCACUUACUAGAACUGUUGUUAAGCAGCUUCUAUCUUUCUGUCCAAUGAGGUCAUAUCUUGGGCAAAAUUUAUGUCCAAAAAGUUUAGCAUUUAAGUCUAUGGAAUGUAUUAUUACACAAGGUUUUGGUACACUUUAUCCUGUCCAGUUUAGUGUGUACUCUAAACCAAUGAAGGAUGUUAUCAUGUUACUGUUUGGUUUACGUUGAGAUUAGAACUCUUAAGAAUACACUGUUUGGUUUAAGUUAUGACUGCCUCGCCUGGUUCACCAACUACUUCUCAGAUAGAGUUCAAUGUGUCAAAUCGGAGGGCCUGUUGUCUGGACCUCUGGCAGUCUCUAUGGGGGUGCCACAGGGUUCAAUUCUUGGGCCGACUCUUUUCUCUGUGUAUAUCAAUGAUGUCGCUCUUGCUGCUGGUGACUCUCAGAUCCACCUCUACGCAGACGACACCAUUUUGUAUACAUCUGGCCCUUCAUUGGACACUGUGUUAACAAACCUCCAAACGAGCUUCAAUGCCAUACAACACUCCUUCAAUAGCCUCCAACUGCUCUUAAACACUAGUAAAACUAAAUGCAUGCUCUUCAAUCGAACGCUGCUGGCACCCGCCCACCCGACUAGAAUCACUACUCUCGACGGGUCUGACCUAGAGUAUGUGGACAACUACAAAUACCUAGGUGUCUGGUUAGACUGUAAACUCUCCUUCCAGACUCACAUUAAGCAUCUCCAAUCCAAAGUUAAAUCUAGAAUCGGCUUCCUAUUUCGCAACAAAGCCUCCUUCACUCAUGCUGCCGAACAUGCCCUCGUAAAACUGACUAUCCUACCGAUCCUUGACUUCGGCGAUGUCAUUUACAAAAUAGCCUCCAACACUCUACUAAGCAAAUUGGAUGUAGUCUAUCACAGUGCCAUCCGUUUUGUCACCAAAGCCCCAUAUACUACCCACCACUGUGACCUGUACGCUCUUGUUGGCUGGUCCUUCACUACAUGUUCGUCGUCAAACCCAUUGGCUCCAGCCAUCUAUAAAUCACUGCUAGGCAAAUCCCCGCCUUAUCUUAGCUCAUUGGUCACCAUAGCAGCACCCACCUGUAGUCUGCGCUCCAGCAGGUAUAUCUCACUGGUCAUCCCCAAAGCCAGCAUCUCCUUUGGCCGCCAUUCCUUCCAGUUCUCUGCUGCCAAUGACUGGAACGAAUUGCAAAAAUCUCUGAAGCUGGAGACUCUUAUCUCCCUCACUAACUUUAAGCAUCAGUUGUCAGAGCACCUUACCGAUCACUGCACCUGUACACAGCCCAUCUGAAAUUAGCCCACCCAACUACCUCAUCCCUAUAUUGUUAUUUAUUUUGCUCUUUUGCACCCCAGUAUCUCUAUUUGCACAUAAUCUCUUGCACAUCUAUCAUUCCAGUGUUAAUACUAAUUGUAAUUAUUUUGCACUAUAGCCUAUUUAUUGCCUUACCUCCAUAACUUGCUACAUUUGCACACACUGUAUAUAUAUUUUCUGUUGUAUUUUUUGACUUUAUGUUUUUUUACCCCAUAUGUAACUCUGUGUUGUUGUUUUUAUCACACUGCUUUGCUUUAUCUUGGCCAGGUCGCAGUUGUAAAUGAGAACUUGUUCUCAACUGGCUUACCUGGUUAAAUAAAGGUGAAAUAUAAAAUAAAAAAUAAUAAUAAGAUGACUACUCUAAGAACAAACUGUUUGGUUUAAGUUGAGAUGACUACUCUAAGAACAAACUGUUUGGUUUAAGUUGAGAUGACUACUCUAAGAAUACACUAUUUGGUUUAAGUUGAGAUGACUACUCUAAGAAUACACUAUUUGGUUUAAGUUGAGAUGACUACUCUAAGAAUACACUAUUUGGUUUAAGUUGAGAUGACUACUCUAAGAAUACACUAUUUGGUUUAAGUUGAGAUGACUACUCUAAGAAUACACUAUUUGGUUUAAGUUGAGAUGACUACUCUAAGAAUACACUAUUUGGUGUAAGUUGAGAUGACUACUCUAAAAAUACACUAUUUGGUUUAAGUUGAGAUGACUACUCUAAGAAUACACUGGUUUUUAGAUAUACUUUGUUGUCUGCUACUUACUGCAUCUUCAUUGAUUUAUCUCAUACUGAAGGUAAAUGCUUUUAAAGCGCUUUCAAAGCAAUUGAAAUCCAAGUGCUGUUGACUUAGUAAAGAUUCCAUUUCAACAUAUGUUGUCAGCUGUUGAGCUGUUCUUGUCCCUGCUGUCUGUCUGUCUGUCUGUGGAAUACCACGGAUACUCGGUCACUCUCCUGACCAGUCAGUUAUUGUGUAGCCUAGUACCUGUAGUGAAAUGUAACCCCCUCUUGAGGACAUUAUCAGACCCAAAACACAUUGGAUUUCCCUCUUGUGUCCUGUUUCCUCCUCCUCUCUCUCUCUCUCUCUCCUAGCUAUCUAGAUAGAGGCGACGGAGAGAGAGAGAUCUCUAUCUCUCCCUAUUCUUCCUCUACUCUCUCCUCGUCUCUUUCUCUCUCUCUCUCUCUCUCUCUCUCUCUCUCUCUCUCUUCUCCUCUCUCUCUCUCUCUCCUCUCUCUCUCUCUCUCUCCUCUCACUCUCUACACUUAAGGCCAUAACAUGGAUAGUAGGAACCUAAAUCUGACCCUUGAUCUGUAUUCCUCUCCCCUCCAGACUCCAAGGCCAUCGUGGACGGUAACCUGAAGCUGAUCCUAGGUCUGAUCUGGACUCUGAUCCUGCACUACUCCAUCUCCAUGCCCAUGUGGGAGGACGAGGACGAUGAGGAGGCUAAGAAACUGACCCCCAAGCAGAGGCUGCUGGGAUGGAUCCAGAACAAGGUGCCUGAGCUGCCCAUCAACAACUUCCACCGCGACUGGAGGGACGGCAAGGCCCUGGGAGCCCUGGUAGACAACUGUGCCCCUGGUAAGAACUGAUUUAGUAACAGUUUAACUAGCUGUGGUGGUUGGGAGGCUUGGAACUGACUCAGGAACAGUUUAGUGUGAGGCCCUGGGAGCCCUGGUAGACAACUGUGCCCCUGGUAAGAACUGAUUUAGUAACAGUUUAACUAGCUGUGGUGGUUGAGAGGCUUGGAACUGACUCAGGAACAGUUUAGUGUGAGGCCCUGGGAGCCCUGGUAGACAACUGUGCCCUGGUAAGAACUGAUUUAGUAACAGUUUAACUAGCUGUGGUGGUUGGGAGGCUUGGAACUGACUCAGGAAGAGUUUAGUGUGAGGCCCUGGUAGACAACUGUGCCCCUGGUAAGUUAAUGUGAAUUUCUUGUUGCCGGUAUGUUUACUGUGUGGUGUUCGGGAGCUUGGAUUACUUUGAAUCAGGCAAGCAAAUUACUGUGUGAGAGGCCGGGUCAGCAUGUUACUGUGGUAAUGUCAGGAGUCGCUAUAUUCAUUGUGAUGCCGGAGUCACUAUGAUACUCUCUGAGAGGCAUUCCAUGGAGUUACUGUGGUGAGAGGUCAGGAGUCAGCUAUGAGUUACUGUGGUGAGAUGUCAGGAGUCAGCUAUGAGUUACUGUGGUGAGAUGUUUAGGGUCAGCUAUGAGUUACUGUGGUGAGAGGUCAGGGUCAGCUAUGAGUUACUGUGGUGAGAGGUCAGGGUCAGCUAUGAGUUACUGUGGUGAGAUGUUAGGGUCAGCUAUGAGUUACUGUGGUGAGAUGUUAGGGUCAGCUAUGAGUUACGUGGUGAGAUGUUAAGAGGUCAGCUAUGAGUUACUGUGGUGAGAGGUCAGGGUCAGCUAUGAGUUACUUGUGGUGAGAUGUUAGGGUCAGCUAUGAGUUACUGUGGUGAGAUGUUAGGGUCAGCUAUGAGUUACUGUGGUGAGAUGUCAGGGUCAGCUAUGAGUUACUGUGGUGAGAGGUCAGGGUCAGCUAUGAGUUACUGUGGUGAGAUGUCUAGGGUCAGCUAUGAGUUACUGUGGUGAGAUGUUAGGGUCAGCUAUGAGUUACUGUGGUGAGAUGUUAGGGUCAGCUAUGAGUUACUGUGGUGAGAUGUUAGGGUCAGCUAUGAGUUACUGUGGUGAGAUGUAGGGUCAGCUAUGAGUUACUGUGGUGAGAUGUCAGGAGUCAGCUAUGAGUUACUGUGGUGAGAUGUCAGGAGUCAGCUAUGAGUUACAGUGGUGAGAGGUCAGGAGUCAGCUAUGAGUUACUGUGGUGAGAUGUCAGGAGUCAGCUAUGAGUUACUGUGGUGAGAUGUCAGGAGUCAGCUAUGAGUUACUGUGGUGAGAGGUCAGGGUCAGCUAUGAGUUACUGUGGUGAGAUGUUAGGGUCAGCUAUGAGUCAGUUGUUGUAUUUGAUAUGGUAUCAUGGUAUCAUUUACACAGCCUGGCAGGGUCAGUAGGCCUCAGUGGUCCUGUUGAGCCAGAGAGAGAGACAGAGAGAGACACAUAUAGACAGACAGAUAGACAGACAGACAGACAGACAGACAGACAGACAGACAGACAGACAGACAGAGAGAGAGAGAGAGAGAGCGCGAGAGAUAGAGAGAGAGAGAGAGAGAGAGAGAGAGAGAGAGAUGGAGAAAGAGAGAGAGAGAGAGAGAGAGAGAGAAGAGAAGAGACAGACAGACAGACAGACAGACAGAGGACGUCCCUGCCAGCUGUUUCUGACUAAGCGAAGCAGCUCUCUCAGGCCCAGAGGACGUAAGCCUGGCUUUAGUGUUUAUAGCCUCCCACACAAGACCCCCAAAUUUGGGCACGAUUCCUCUUCAUCUGCCAAGGGACAUGCGCUUAGAUGCUUGGCAGAGCUUUAAAAACAGCAUGUUCUGUGCUGGAGAUGGAUGGCAUGAGGAUGAGCUUUGGCGCAGGAGUGCCAAGAUUCACAAGGAUGACUCGUUGACUUGAAAGGACUCCAGUUUGACCAGAGGUUACAGCACACUCUGACCCUCUGGCACGCAGCCUUAGAAAGACUCCUUUUUGAGUUCUAGAACAGAAAGAGUCUAGAACACUGCGGUUGACUGUUUACAUGGCUAGAUCCUGGGAUGUGUUACGGCAGUUCUCCAACACCCGGCGAGCUACAGAUGAUGUGACCAUACAAGGCCAUGGCUCUCAAUUCAACACCUAAUAGCAUUUAGAGAGAUGACUAAUAUGGCUCCAGUCCAAUCCUUAGUUAGGCUUAUGUAGUUAGUUAGGCAUUACUGUAGACUGGACUGACUGCGUGUAGGUUUAUUUGGAGAUAGUAGGUGUACAACAAGAAGUGUCAUCCUUUCCUUUGUUUGACACUAUUUCUCCUGUAUCCCUGACGAUAAUCUUCUGUGUCCAAUUGAAAUGUAAUAAAGCUCUGAAAUAUUAUAUUUUGGGGUGGAGGAGACCAGGCUUAAGUCCAAAGCUGAAAUCACCUGAAACUUGAAACACAGAAUGUUCUACUUCCACAGUAGUUCUACUGUCAUAAUGCAUUGCUUUCAGAAGACCCGUCCUUACUCCACCCAACCGUUGGUUACUUUGUAAUCAUAAUGUUAUUGUCAGUGACAGUGAAUAACCAUGAUAUGAUGCAAACAGACCCGUUGUUUAAAGUUGCCAUAGUAAUGUUACAGUAAUGUUACACAGCAGCAGUGUCAGUAAUAACAAGAUAACAGAGUCCUGUUGAGCUCUUGGCUCUUUGUGUCAAUGAACUCACUGCACAGCUAACCGCUAAUCCACUUUAAGCAUUAGCAGCACAAGGCAGUUUGGCACAUAGAAAUACAACCACACUCCGGUCCACCCGUCACCGACCCAUUGGCUGGAAUGGGAAUGCUCGUUCUAGGAAGUCUAUUUCCUUGGUUUAGACUGUCUGCUUUAGCCCUCAGUGUCCGACAGGGAAAGUACAAAUACGUCUGUUGCUUUCGUUGUUUUGAAAUCGAAGCCCUUCCAUCGAAGACUAGCUACACACCUAUCUAUACAAACUGGAGCAGAGCAGCGUGGGUAAAUACAGGGUCACAUGGGGGUGGUAGAGUGUUAGUAGCAGUUAGUAGUAGUUAGUAGUAGUUAGUAGUAGGGUAGUAGUAGUUAGUAGUAGGGUAGUAGUGAUGAAGUUGUUUCUGUGACUAGAUGGGACACUGUUAUAUAACUGUACUGCCGUAACCCCAAUCCCAUUCUAAAACCCCUGUCUGUCCCUCCCUCCUUCCUCCCCCCCACUCUCUCUCCCGUCUCUUCCCUUUCUCUCUCUCUCUCUUCUCUCUCUCUCUCUCUGUAGGUCUGUGCCCUGACUGGAAGGCCUGGGACCCUAACCAGCCUGUGGAGAAUGCCAGAGAGGCCAUGCAGCAGGCUGAUGACUGGCUGGGCGUGCCCCAGGUAAGACACACUACUCUGGGGUGACACAUCCAGAGAAAGCCCCUUUGAUUUGAUUUGAUUGGGGGAAAAAGCCACACGUAGUGGAGCGAGUGAAUGAGGUGUAACAGAUGUUUUGGUUGGGGAUAAUAUGCACUGAGAGGCAAUGGUUCUUUAUACUACUAUGUAUUACUUUUGGUUUAGUAUUCAGUGAACUCUUUAACUUGUGGCGCAGCGGUCUAAGGCACUGCAUCUCAGUGGUCUAAGGCACUGCAUCUCAGUGGUCUAGGGCACUGCAUCUCAGCGGUCUAAGGCACUGCAUCUCAGUGGUCUAGGGCACUGCAUCUCAGUGGUCUAGGGCACUGCAUCUCAGUGGUCUAAGGCACUGCAUCUCAGGCACUGCAUCUAAGGCACUGCAUCUCAGCGGUCUAAGGCACUGCAUCUCAGUGGUCUAGGGCACUGCAUCUCAGUGGUCUAAGGCACUGCAUCUCAGUGGUCUAGGGCACUGCAUCUCAGCGGUCUAAGGCACUGCAUCUCAGUGGUCUAAGGCACUGCAUCUCAGCGGUCUAAGGCACUGCAUCUCAGUGGUCUAGGGCACUGCAUCUCAGCGGUCUAAGGCACUGCAUCUCAGCGGUCUAAGGCACUGCAUCUCAGCGGUCUAAGGCACUGCAUCUCAGCGGUCUAAGGCACUGCAUCUCAGUGGUCUAAGGCACUGCAUCUCAGUGGUCUAAGGCACUGCAUCUCAGCGGUCUAAGGCACUGCAUCUCAGCGGUAUAAGGCACUGCAUCUCAGUGGUCUAAGGCACUGCAUCUCAGCGGUCUAAGGCACUGCAUCUCAGUGCUUGAGGCGUCACUACAGACCCCCUGGUUCGAUUCCAGGCUGUAUCACAACCGACCAUGAUUGGGAGUCCCAUAGGGCGGCGCACAAUUGGCCCAGCGUCGUCCGGGUUUGGCCAGUGUAGGCCGUCAGUGUAAAUAAUAAGUUGUUCUUAACUGACUUGCCUAGUUAAAUAAAGGUUCAAUAAAAAAAAACAUUCAAUACUAAGAUGCUGAAGUGUAGAUUUGCUAGAUUAUCUUCUGGAACUGAAUCUGUGAGCUGUACUGGGUGUUUCUCUACCUGUCUACUUAUUUAUCUGACACAGCGUGCAUAGUCUGGGUUAAACACAGCCAUUAGUGACAAGGCAUAGUCUGGGUUAAACACAACCAUUAGUGACAAGGCAUAGUCUGGGUUAAACACAGCCAUUAAUGACAUGGCAUAGUCUGGGUUAAACACAGCCAUUAGUGACAAGGCAUAGUCUGGGUUAAACACAACCAUUAGUGACAUGGCAUAGUCUGGGUUAAACACAGCCAUUAGUGACAAGGCAUAGUCUGGGUUAAACACAGCCAUUAGUGACAAGGCAUAGUCCUGGGUUAAACACAGCCAUUAGUGACAAGGCAUAGUCUGGGUUAAACACAACCAUUAGUGACAAGGCAUAGUCUGGGUUAAACACAACCAUUAGUGACAAGGCAUAGUCUGGGUUAAACACAGCCAUUAGUGACAUGGCAUAGUCUGGGUUAAACACAGCCAUUAGUGACAAGGCAUAGUCUGGGUUAAACACAGCCAUUAGUGACAAGGCAUAGUCUGGGUUAAACACAGCCAUUAGUGACAAGGCAUAGUCUGGGUUAAACACAGCCAUUAGUGACAAGGCAUAGUCUGGGUUAAACACAACCAUUAGUGACAUGGCAUAGUCUGGGUUAAACACAGCCAUUAGUGGCAUGGCAUAGUCUGGGUUAAGCACAGCCAUUAGUGACAAGGCAUAGGGUGUAUAUUGAGUAGGGGGUGUUUCAUGGAGGGCUGAAGGCUUUAUCAUGGGCUGUAAACGAGCUGUGAGAGAGGGCUUGGCUCGGGGCUAAAUCCCCUGACUGCAUGGCUUACUGAGGCCACAGUCCUUAACCCUGCUGUACCCGGGUUAAAUAUAGACAGACAGCUUUACACCAGACUGUGAUACGACCAACAUGGCAGAGGGAGGGAGGGAGGGAGAGGAGGAGGAGGGAGACAAUGGAAUAGAAUAGAUUAUAAUUAAUAUAAUAAUAAGCCAUUUAGCAGAAGCUUUUAUGCAAAGCAACUUACAGUCAUGUGCGCAUACAUUUUUACGUAUGGGUGGUCCCGGGGAUCGAACCCACUACCCUGGCGUUACAAGCGCCAUGCUCUACCAAUUGAGCUACAGAGGACCACAAUGCAGAGUAUCCAUGCAAUGUGCCUUCACAUUGGUAUACAGAACAAACAAUAAAUAAAUGUAUAUCUGUCUGUCUGUAUGUUAUGUCUAUGUCCUCAAACUAACUUCUAACUUUUGCCAAGUAGACCAACUAAAUACUAGGCCUGCUAAGUCCUUUAGUCCUGUCUCCAUUGCUUAAAGACUAUUUAUACUAAAGACCAGAUAUAAAAAAAAUAUAUUAAAAAAAAUAUGCCAUUUAGCAGACGCUUUUAUCCAAAGCGACUUACAGUCAUGCGUGCAUACAUUUUUGUGUAUGGGUGGUCCCGGGGAUCGAACCCACUACCUUGGCGUUACAAGCGCCGUGCUCUACCAGCUGAGCUACAGAGGACCACGAUAUCAAGGGUGAAAACAGUUGUGCUAUGACCUCUGGGUUUAAGUCAAGUUAGACAAUUGUGGUUGUACAGUAUUAACCCUUAACCUUACACCCCCUGCUUGUUGCCUAGGUGAUCGCCCCUGAGGAGAUUGUAGAUCCCGAUGUGGAUGAACACUCGGUGAUGACCUAUCUGUCCCAGUUCCCCAAGGCCAAGCUGAAGCCUGGCGCUCCCCUCAAACCCAAAGGCACUCAGCUGUACCCCAACAAGGCCAAGGCAUACGGACCUGGUGGGUGCUCACUGGAAUGGAAACCAUAAACAGUGUAGUUGGAUCAGGACUAGGGUUGCAAAAUUCCGGAAACUUUCCAAAAAAUCCCCAGGUUUCUCAGGAAUCUCGGUUACAGGAUUCUCGGAAUCAGGAGGCAAUAAGCAGUGAAGGAAACCUCCAACCAGGAUUUCAGAAAAACCCCCAGGAACUUUGAGAAAGUUUCUCGAUAUUUGCAACCCUAGCAAGCAAGUGAUAAGCAUAAUUAUUGUUUUAUAUACAUAGACUCAAACAUAUCUAACUCUAUCUCCCACUCCCUCCCAUAGGUAUUGA
Messenger RNA from Coregonus sp. 'balchen', 12445 nucleotides. The record is from the annotation of a GenBank genome assembly. NCBI's taxonomy places the organism in Eukaryota, Metazoa, Chordata, Actinopteri, Salmoniformes, Salmonidae.